GAAAGGACUGCCAACAGCGGAGGUGAGGCAAAAGUUUGCCUUAUCAAAUUUGCAUACGUUGAUGUGGUAAUGCGCGACAGCAGUUGGUUGAUAACCGAACGCUGGUGUUAUAUCUCGCGAAAGCCAUGAGCAACAACAGCCUGGUGCCGUCCAAUGAACCUGUCGGUCUGCCCGAUCCCAGGUCCCACUCGCUUUCUUUCAUCAGGCCUGGCGAAUUGAACAGACUCAGCGCCGAUGGAUCAAUCCUUUUGAAGAAUGGAGGAGGGUACGGCGGAGCGAAUGGAUUCCUUCACCAUCAGUCGUCUCCGGCCUUCCAGAAUCAUCUGCAGCUACAGCAGCAACAUAAUGCGGCGUCAGCUGGAGGAGUAGGUCAACAUCCGUCACAGGUUCACCAGUCACAGGCGCAGCAAACGGCGGCUGCGUUGAUGAUGAACGGCAAAUCGCCGUCACGCGACCUGGGCGGCGGAUCAACUCCCGUUUUGAAAAUGACGUCCGCCCACAACAACGCGGCAAACACUCAGGCUUUCCGGAAUAAUUCCGCCAGACUGGACUGCGGCGCUGGCUCGUCGAGCCACACCAACAUCGGCGGCGCUAUGAUCGGCGCUGCGGGAGUUCCAUCCAUCAUGAGCGCGUCGGCGGCCGUUCGUUCCGUGUCCCGCGAACGGCUUGUUCAAAGCCAAGUCGUCUGCCUGGCCACGUCCAACAACAGCAACAACAACAACAACAAUAAUAACACGGGUAACAGUAGUCGCGAUUUGAUGGCCCGUGACGCCCGUGAUGCAUGGGAUUACUACGGUCCGCCGCCCUCUGGCCAGCAGGCCGGCAAUAGCAGCAUGGCGAACGCGGGUCUUUCUGGCUCGUCUCCGUCGAUCGUUGGAUCGUCACCGAAGACGUUCAACGGACUGGCCAACAACGGGGCGAGCCCGUCUUACGCGACACGCCCGGCGGUGGGACCGGGCGGGCCGGCCUCUAUCAUCAAUAACGUUCGACAGACGCAACAAUCGCCUGCAGCCGGCUGCAGUGGCGGUCUUGUUCAGCAUCAGCCAUCGUUUCAGCAACCGCAACAACAGCGGCCGAAUGUCGCCGGAAUAAAUGGCAUCGCCGCAUCGGCAGCUAUAGUUGGAGGGCUACGUGACCCGCGUGAUCGUUUCUCUUUGCUCUCGUCGUCGGCCACCUCCCCUUCAUCGUCUUCGUCUCCCAAAUUGGACAAUGGAAAUGCAGCCGCCAAUAAUGGCAAUUCUCUUAUACACGCACCUUCGCCACAGAGGUUGUACAGUCCGGUUGGCCAGUGCCACCCACAGCAGCCACAUCGAAAUCAAACUCAGCAACAACAGCAGCAACAGACGAUUGGGCAACAACAACAUCAACAGCAAUUGCUGCAGGCCCAGUCUCACCACCAGCAGCAGCAACAACAACAACAACAACACGCAUCGCAAUCGUUGCAGCAAGGUUGUGUAAUUAACUCGCAGCCCCAGCAGCAUCAGCAGCAGCAGCAACAACAACAACAACAGUCUCAACAACAGCAACAGAUGAUCCAUCAUUUGCAGUAUCCUUAUUAUAAUGCCAAGUUGGAGAGUCUGACCCAUCGGAUGCCCAACCUGAGUUUCGAAGGUCUGGGUCAGCAACAACAAACGGCAGCGACGGGAUCCGCCGUGGUCAGCAGUCGGGUGACUGAACAGCCUCCUCUUUCACCCGCUCUUGUUGCUGCCUCUCCUUCAUUUUCAUCCACCACCUCCUCUUCCUCGUCCUCCUCUUCUUCUUCUUCUUCCUCCUCCUCCUCCUCCUGUUGUAUCCCAUCAACCCCGGCGGGCUCUGGUGUCUCCCCAUCAACAACAACAACAGCCACGGCAGCAGCAAUAGCAGCAGCAGCAGCGGCAGCAGCAAGUUCACAGCCAUCGGCUUCUUGUAGUAAUGGCGGCAACGGUGGUGGCAGUAGUGGGCCAUCGCCAGACACGAGCAGCAAACACGAGCCUUCGCUGCUCUUCGUGUCCGCGGGGCAUGCCGAAUCGACGGCGGCCAGCGAUCAAUCCGUCAACGCCAGGGCAACGGGCGCACCAGCCACAACCAGUCCGCUCCUAUUGCCGCCAGCAGGGCAGGUGUGUGGCAACGCGAGCCAACAGUCCAGUUCGUCGGCAGAGGUCAACGGUGCCGGUAAUUCGGAAACGAGCGCAUCGUCCUCCUCUUCCUGCUCGCCCCCCUCGGAUAACAUCGUCGAUGUCAGCAACAAGUUGCAGCAGCAGUUCGACGCCUUGUGCAUGGACGAAGCCUUUGCGACGGCAGCCAUAGUGACGGCGUCGGUCAGGACGAGCAGUCCGUCGGUGGUGGCCAAGACGACGUCGCUGUCUGGCCGUCACAACAACAAGGAUUUACUUAGUGCAGAAGCCAGUGCUUACCUGUUUCGGCUGGCCGAUCCGUCCAUGAUGUUGGUGCGUCCAGACUCGUCGCCCGCUUUGGCGGCGGCCAGCAGCACGUCGACACCUGCAGCCGAUCAAGAAGAGCCUAUCGACGUAGGAGGAGGAGGAUCCAAUUCGUCCACGUCGUCCCGAACGGGGAGACUGAUGGCCGCUGGCGUUUCGAAUGUGUCGGACGUGCUGGGCGCCGGCAUGUCACCCGAAUCGGUCACCGAUUGCGGAUCGCUUUCAAAAAGCUCUUCAGAUGGAGAUCCGGUUGGCGUCGUCAGCCGCAAGCGACCGCCCACCAAACUGAAAUCGCGGCGUCGCAACAUCCUCAGCUUCCCGCACCACAUCAGCGUCGACGAGCUGCGUCUCAUCCAGCGUCGCAAAGAGUCGAUGUACGGAGGAUCGUCGUCGGACGAGAACAGGUCUUCGGGUCACGCCAGCAUGUCGGACGGACACACGAGCUCGUCACCACCCGCCGAGACCCUGCCCAGGCACACGCACUACCGCACCUGCCUCAACGCCGUACCUGAAGAUGACAAGAUGUCGGCCAACUGUGUCACGCCGCAGCAGAGUCACCCGCCCAAGACCAACAAUAACAGAAGAGUAGUGGCCGGCAAGGCCGUGUCGCGCCAUCGGGGUCUCACCGGAGUCAAAGAUGAUCUGUCAUCGCAGCUGGAACACGCCACCGGGCUAGAGGACAUCAAAAUGGCCAUCGAGCAGCUGACGUUGCGCUCGCACGGAUCGCGUACGUCUUACUCGACGUCGACCUAUUCGAGCUUGAGCGGGAGCGAGGGCGGAGCGGAGCCGAUGCGCCGACUCAUUCGUCAUUCCUCCCUGGAAACGAUCAACACCAACGUGACAGUUGCCGACGAGUUCGUUUGGGUCGACUCUUACAAUCGGCUGGUGGAACUCCAACAGUUGCCUUGGUCCAAUCACGAUGUCCUCAGGGUCAUCCAGAACGGGCGCAUCAAAGAGCACCUGGAACGCGUUUCGAUGGAGACGGUGCCACGCCUUUCCUAUUUGCUCCAGCGCGCUUUGGUCCGCAUCGCCAGAGAAACCCAAAGACUCGCCCGUCCGUUGGCCAUGUGUUCCAAACAGGAAGUCUGCUCGGCUCUGCGCAUCGUUCUGUCGCCAGCAUUGGCCGAUAGUUGCAUCAAGGCGUGUUUGCGCGCCGCCGCCAUGUUCACCGUUUCGGGCGAUAUGGUGCGCCAAAGUAAAUCGGCCAGAGCGGCACUGCAACUCUCUGUGGGCCGAUUCCAUCGCUGGAUGUGCGACGUCCGCUUGGGAAAAUUCAUUCACGAUUAUGCUGCUGUUUAUUUGGCCGCUGGCUUGGAAAAUUUGCUAGAAGAGAUCAUGAUGCAGUGCAUGCCAUCGGAUCAAGAGACCCUGCUGACGGCCUCCGUUUUGGAAAACGCCAUCGCUAACAAUGGCGAUCUGUGGGGCUUAUUACAACCCUACGCUCAUCUGAACGCCGGGAGGACUGCUACUGGAGCGUUGUCGCUUCCGAGGUGGCCGUCUCAGUCCGGGUUGGAUAGCGGACUGCGCGGCUCCGGAUCCGUCUCUUCCAACGGCGACGACCACAGCCGUUCGGCCAAAACACUUGAACAAAGUUUACUGACGACUUGCGUCGGGACCAUCAACGAGUUGCACGAACUUCUCCAACGGGUCACUCAGUUCCACUUCCGCCAUAGCGCUCCGUGCCCAGGAGCCACACCCAACGGAGGAUCCAAACAGGCUCUCACCUGGGCAUCGUCUGCUCUUCAUGCCCUCUUUUACUUUAUGCGGUGUUCGCAGUUGGAACACGCAGAACACGCACAGAGAGCUCCCAUCCAGGAACUGGUCUACGAGCGGCCUUACAUCGUGUUGCCACCGCUGAUUGAAUGGGUCCGGGUCGCCAGUGCGCACGCAGAACAUCGCCAUUCGUCCGUAUUGGACAAAGACGAUGUUGCGCAAGCUGCUAGACUUCUUCUACCCGGAGUCGAUUGUCCCAUCAGAGCCUACGGGUUCGAGGAGAUUCUCUGCCCACGACGCCACAUGGACGAUUUGGAGUGCUCACGCAAACUGAAAAUCGAUUUGGCCUUUAAGAUGCUCAGUUCGGCUCGUAGCGACCUUAUUCCGCACGCUUUGCAGCUAUUGCCAUCCACAAAGAUUAACACGGUCAGCGAACACGGACUGACACCUUUGAUGCUGGCCGCUAUCCGCGGAGACGAAACUUUGGCCAAAGUGCUCUUGGACGCCGGAGCCGACGUGGAUGCGGAAACGCCCACGAUUGCCGGAGCGCAAACGCAUCCGGGAGCCUAUCCGAACCCCGAAACUCAACACUGGACGGCGUUGACUUAUACGGCCGUCCAAGGUCAGCUUAAUAUCGCCAAAUUGCUCCUGGAACGAGGGGCUAAUGUGGAAGGUGGAGCUCGACUUAGUGAAGACAAGUGCACGGAAACGCCGUUACAGGUGGCCGUUGGAUCAGGAAAUUUAGAAAUGAUUUCAAUGCUGCUCGCGCAUGGAGCGCGGCCAUUCCUAUCGACAUUAGUAAGAGACACUUUGUGCUACUCUAGCUCUGCCCAAAAAGGAUGUUACAGUGCCAUGGCCGUCGCCGCCGCCCAUGGUCAACGAGCUGUGCUGCACAAGUUGCUCUCGCAUCCGGUCAACGGUAACAGUAAUGCUGAAGUGCUAUCAUUGGAGGAGAUUUUGGCUGAAGGGGCCUCUCAUUUAACCUCGGAUCGUAGACCGACCCGUUCGCAGGGUUCGGGGUCCAGUAGUUCAAGCGACUCGUCCAGGUCGGGUAGCAACAGCGCCAAUGGCGGUGACAAUAAGUUGCAGGUUGUCAAGCUGAACAAAGGACAGAUCAAAGCCCUGCAGGAAGCCAUGUAUCACAGUGCUGAAAAUGCUCAUCUAGACAUUACCUUGGACUUGCGCAACUUGGGGGUCCCGUGGACCCUUCACUGCUGGAUGCACACUCUAGCAACGGCGCACGAACAUUCGCUGGAGAAUGUCAUCGACCAGCUGCUUCAGGACUUUCUACAAGUCUGGGGACCUGAUGACUACUCGACCCAGUUUGUUGACGAGUGUUUACCCAUCAUCUUUAACAUCUUCCGUUACAGCAAGAACGAAGGGACGACUCUCUUGCUGGCCGACAUUUUUGCAACCUGUUAUGGAAGAGAAACAAUCAAAGAGAUUCGUGAUACAUCACUUUGCGGAGGGCCUCGAAUCGAUCCAAAGUUUGUCAACAAUCCAGAAUUAAGUGACGUCCAGUUCCGCGUUGAGGGCCGAGUCUUUUACGCUCACAAGCUCAUCUUAAUCACUGCCUCGCCCCGAUUUAAGAGCAUGCUCAAUUCCAAAUUCUGCGAGGGAAACCCACCAAUUAUUCAAAUCAACGAUAUUCGCUACGAUAUUUUCCAGAUGGUGAUGCACUACUUGUACAAAGGAGGAUGUGAGAAUUUGGACGUCAAUCAGAAUGACGUGUUGGAGCUGAUGGCUGCGGCCAAUUUCUUUCAGCUUGACGGAUUACUCCGCUUUUGCGAAUCUAGGUGUUCCACUCUGGUUGAUUUGGAUAAUAUCGUCUCGAUGUACAUUCACGCUAAGGUCUAUAACGCUGUCCAGUUGUUGGAAUAUUGCCAAGGAUUCUUAUUGCAAAACAUGGUGGCUCUAUUGACUUACGACGAUUCCGUCCGGCGUCUUAUCUUCGGAAAGAAGCUCCACAAUCACGAUGUAUUAGCCGGAUUGUUGUUGACGCUACAAGCGCGCAUCAAGAGCCGCUCCCAGCACAAGUUGAACAAAUGAAAGGAAUGUGUCAUGUUUUGACUGUUUUUUUUUUUUUUAAUUCAGUUCCACUAUGCAUUUUUUUGUAUAACUCCUUUUCAUUAUCCAUUAUCUUUGUCAUGUAUGACACAUCGAGUAAAAUCAGACAAGUCGGUCAAAUAAGUAUUGUUUUGCUCAGCGCAGUGGAUUGAGUUUUAUCCCUUGAAUGUAUAGUGGCCAUGUCCCUUAUCCUCCUCAUUAUGUUUUUAAUAAGGGAUGUGGACUCUAUACAUGAAAUGUACCCAAUUCUUCCCUCCCCCACUCCCUCCAUACGCCAUAACUACAGUUUUUAUGUAUAAUGUCUUUAAUUAUUGUAUUGACUAACAUUUCACCUAAAACUCAGGUUAUGCAAAAACCCGAGAUUUGCGUUGUUAAUUCACGCCAUGAUACACGAGCUUCGUCGAAACUAGUAUUGCAAGGUGAUGGUCUGGAGAAAAAAAGACCUAUGGACUAGUUCCAGUCUCAUGCAUGCCGUCGUGUUAAAACAAAAAGGUUAACAUUCCCUCGACGAAGCUCUCAUUCCCUCUUCUUUUCAAUUACAUACAAAAAAAACUGUCACUCCAUACGAAUUGCUUGCAGGAGGCGACAGAAUUAUAUUCAGCAUAAAGCUCCAGAUAUAUUCCAUGUGUUUGUAAAGCAAAUUAACACGAGUUAGCUGUUGGUGUACUUCUAUCCAUAUUAUGAAAUGCGACUGAAAUAUAUAGUUUUCCCUGAUCGUUA
This is a messenger RNA of Daphnia carinata, 6917 nucleotides long. RefSeq lists its product as uncharacterized. The record is from RefSeq and is a predicted model, not a curated record. Gene Ontology annotation, molecular function: protein heterodimerization activity. NCBI's taxonomy places the organism in Eukaryota, Metazoa, Arthropoda, Branchiopoda, Diplostraca, Daphniidae. Bases 126 to 6179 code for a protein of 2017 amino acids. The transcript is spliced from 19 exons.